UACAACUGUAUAUUAUACUUAUACACUCACUCCGCUCGUUGUUUCCAAGGUUUAAGAACGAUUGGGUGUUCGGAGAUUGAGAAAUCGGUAUACAAGAGCGAAGAAGAAGCAUGGCAUGAUAAUCCACAAUCGUGUGUGUAAAUGCUACAAGUAUAGUCCAGGACCGUGCAUCCAGUAGAUAUAGAUAUAUACAUAAAAGUGCGCGAGAGUACGACAGUUACAACGACGUCGUCGCGACCGACGGGUGCAGAGUCGAGGUGGCGGAGGUGGUGGCGCUCGUAUAGAGAAACAUGAAGCGAGCCACGCGUAUUGGGCUGCUGCUGUUGCUGUUAUCGGUCCUCGGCUGGUGCUCCCAGGCGCUGAGCCUACCCGAGGAUGAUCUCGUCUUCGAGGACGAGGCGCCCGACCAGCAGCCCCAGCAGCACGUGAAGGAGCCCAAGCCCCGUCCUGGUAAAAAGUGGCGGCCCGUCAAGAGCCUCCUGGGCAUGCCCGACGCCGUCGCCCCGGCGGGACACCUCUUCAAGCUCGGCGUACCCAAGCAAGCUUUCUCCGGCAGCGUCGACUACUACGAGGUAAAGGGCAGCGUGAGCAAGGCGUUGCCGCACUGGCUUAACUGGGACGAGCCCGCGGCGGUGCUGUCCGGCGUGCCUUCGUGCAAGGACGCGGGGAAGCACAAGAUCCGAGUGAAGGCCUACGGGAAGCGCGACGACUUUGCCGAGGACUCGUUUUACAUCCAAGUCCCGAGGUGCAGCGAAUACGACGUCGAAUUGAGGGAAAGCUGCCCGGACGACCAGGGCCCUACGAUGCUGACGCUGCUCGCGGACGCUGAAUUUGGGAAGCUCACUGCCACCGACAAGGUCCACGCGAUCGAAAACCUAGCUGGCUUCUUCGGCCUCAACACGAGCUGGAUAACCAUCCAACCGUUCGAGAACAAGGACUCGAGCAGCUCUGGAGCCCGGCGACUGGUCCGCAAGUACUCCAAGGACAUCAAAUUCCCGACGAAAAUUCAGUGGCAGGUCGGCUGCGACGGCAAAAUAUGGCUGAACAUAAUCAACACGACGAGCGAAAUUCCGAACCAAGCGCGAGACGGGACGCUGACGGAGGUGGCCCAACUGCCGAUUUACAUGUGGAGUUUGCGCACCGAGCCGCCCUCGUUCGCCCGCAACCGCCGUGACGCUCGCGCUGGCUCGGGCGAUGGUCUUUUGCCGGAUGACGACGAGGACGACGAGGAGUACGACGAGGAUGACUACGACGAGAAUUACGACAACGGUGACGGUGAGGGUAUCACCGACGCGUCGCCUCAGGAGCCCAAGCACAAGCCGGUCGUUCACUCGGGCAGUACUUUUGCCGAAGAGCACCCGCAUCGACACCACCACGGCGAGGACAACGUAGCCGGCAUCGGUGCCAACAUUAACAACGAAGGAGAUCCGUCGAUUUGGGAUAACGCGGAGGUCAACAACGCUAUUGUUGUCAACAACGCAACGCCAACCAGCGAUUCACCAAUCACCUCGGAUUCCAACCCAGAGUCAUCUGCACCAGCCUCAACUGCAUCGCCAUCACCAACUUGGAGUAGCAACACAACUGAGAACGAAGGUGGCAAAUCCUUUGAUCCUUACGAUAACGUAAACGUACCAGGGUACGAUUCGACUUCCAGCUCCUCGAGCACAUCAACCUCGACAACAAGUACAACACCGCUGUUGACUCCAAGCACUACGUCUACAACUACGGAGAUACCAACUAGUCCUUCAACAACUAUCUCUUCAACCACAACAACUACGACUCCAGAACCCACGACAACAACAACGACGACGACUCCUACUAUGACGACAACUCCAUCGACAACAAGCACCACUGAAAGGAUUGACUUUGGCGGGCUUAACUUCCCACCAAAGGUUGAAAAGAGACUGAAGAAGAUCCCGAUAACGCAGGGUAAGCUACUUAGCUACACGAUUCCCGAGGAUACAUUCAGUGACGUUGAGGAUGGCAAUACAAGGAACCUAAGACUGAAGAUUUAUGAAAAGGGAGCACCAAUAAAGCCUACUUACUGGUUACAAUUCAAUGAAGAAACGCAAGAGGUUUACGGAUUGCCUCUUGAAGAGCAGUACGGUACAUAUCCAUUUGAAGUGAUAGCCAUGGAUAGAGAGGGAUUGAAGACGAGCGACAGACUUGAUAUUUCUGUGCAGCAGCACAAGCAAAUUCGUGCCGUCAAUCAUGAAUUCCACGUGUACUUGAAAAUCGAAAAGCGAAGUGAAUUCCCAACGAACGUUGAUUGGGAGCUCAAGGUAAUGCGUAGCUUGGCUGAAUUAUAUGGUGACAGUGAUUUGAGUUACAUUACUGUAAGGUCCAUCGAUAUCGAUCACGACCAAGCAAUUUACUCGUGGACGAAUGAUAGUUUAGUGAGAUCUGAUUCUUGUCCUCACGAAGAAAUCAAGAGGUUAUACAAAGUUCUAGUUGCCGAUGAAAAGAGCGAGGAGCCAAGUGAGCGUUUAACGCGCGUACUGGGUCCUGAAAUAAGACCCAAGCGAGUUGUAUAUCAAGGCUUGGAGCAGUGCCAACAAUCGAAGGAAACACAAGUUAAUAAGUACCCUAUGCCGAGAAACCAGAUAGAUCAGCUGAACGCAACAGUAGGCCAAUUGUUCGUCUACCGAAUUCCCAAGGAUACCUUCUUUGAUGAAGAGGAUGGUGACACUAGAAGUAUGAAAGCAUCACUUUUGACGGCAAACAGAAGUGAAAUACCGUCGCGAGACUGGUUACAAUUUGACAGCAGCAAUCAAGAAUUCUUUGGGGUACCUUUGAAAGAAGACAUUGGACGAAAGACGUAUCAAUUAGUUGUUAGGGAUAAAGAAAAUCUGGAGGCAACUGACAGCCUAGUCGCCGAGGUCCAUCCAGCUCCAGUCGUUCGCCACGUUGUUCAGAUCUCAAUAACGCUGAAUAUGCCCGUCGAAGCAUUCGCCCAUUCGGCCCAGAAGAAGCGCGAGUUCAUCCAAAAGCUACAGAAGCUCUACGGUGACAAGAGCACAAACGCCAUAUCCGUCUUGUCCAUUACAGGCAAUCGCGACUCGACCAUUGUUACUUGGCGCAAUCUCACUCUACCCACGUACGAGUGUCCGCACGAUGAAAUCACACGACUACGUCGUGUUCUGGUGAACGACAAUAAGAGUUUCACGGAGGAGCUAAACCGUGAAUUCAACAGCAACAGCCAACAGCCCGAAUUUGCCGUCAUUCAGAUAACGGUAUCGCAAAUGGGCGCCUGUCAAGACGUUGACAGACCAGACAUGCCACCCAUCGAUGACUCGACUUUCGUCGGAAAGAGCCACGACGACUAUCUAUUUACGUUUGUGCUGCCGGCGGUCAUUAUAGCCACAAUGUUGAUCCUGGCGGGCCUAAUCGCCUGUAUUUUGUACAAGAGGAGGCGAAGCGGAAAGAUGAGCGUCAGCGAAAAGGACGAAGAGAGGCAGAGCUUCCGAAGCAAGGGAAUACCUGUAAUCUUCCAAGACGAGCUCGAAGAAAAACCGGAUCCAGGUAACAAAUCUCCGAUUAUCUUGAAAGAAGAGAAGCCACCUCUACCACCGCCCGAGUACCAGCGCGCGGAGGACGGAGCUGACAUUCCGAUGUUGCCCAAAGAGAACUCGGAAGAACCGUAUCAGCCACCGCCACCCUUCGCGACGAAUCGUGACAACAACCGGCAAAGUCGACCAAAACCAACGUACAGAAAGCCACCGCCAUACGUGCCGCCCUAACAAAGCGGCCACAACAGUAGCAGAGCCGUCGCAGCCGCCGUAGCCGCCAACAACAACACGACGGUGCACUCGCCCACUCGCAAGUACAUGCUGGCGAUGCUAGGCGACGACUCGCCUACCCACGUCCAACACCAGGCCAUUGUGCCGGCGCGAUAUAACGGGGGAUCGCUCAUCGGCAACGGCUUUCACGAGCCGCGGCUUAUCCGAUAGACUCUCUUAUUGAUAGGUAUGAGCGCUCCUUGCGAUUUUGGGGGAUGAAAAGACACUCUGACAAAUAAGGUGAUUCGCUCUCGUACACCCGCCAACU
Messenger RNA from Copidosoma floridanum, 4047 nucleotides. RefSeq lists its product as uncharacterized. Gene Ontology annotation, molecular function: calcium ion binding; laminin binding. The record is from RefSeq and is a predicted model, not a curated record. Gene Ontology annotation, biological process: muscle attachment; morphogenesis of an epithelium; axon guidance. NCBI's taxonomy places the organism in Eukaryota, Metazoa, Arthropoda, Insecta, Hymenoptera, Encyrtidae. Gene Ontology annotation, cellular component: dystrophin-associated glycoprotein complex; sarcolemma; dystroglycan complex.